GGUCCAUGGCCAGUUGCACACACAUAGAUGAGUCGAGGAAUGCACUCAGAGGGUAGCCACCAACGUCGCCAUCAAGGCAGGUCUGUCAAGAGUAGAUAUCAUUUAUCCACAUCACGCCACAAACGCAGCUAUCGCGUGAUCUUGACUGACUGACUCGUGCGAUCCAUCUGUCUCUUCUUGCAGUCAUGCCUCUCCCGUCAGUCACAUCUCUUCACUAGGCUCGCAUGCAACAGCCAUCCUUCUUCGCAUCCUCCUUCCACGCCACCCGCAACACGGGAAACGUCUGUCUUGUCCACAAGCUCAAGCCCUGUCCAUCAUCACACAAGAGGGCGAGAGAGACAGGGCGUGAGCGCAAUGAUGGGUGUGGCCCUUCCCCUCCCCCCUCUCACCCGCUCGAAGAUCGGUCAGAUCACUGCGUGCGGCGCUCCACGUGCAGUGACAGGUCGUGGAAGAAGAGCCGAUACUCUUGGGGUCUGAGCAUGGGGCGGGCCGGCCGCGAGAGGAAUCGCUGGUGACAUGCGUCGAAGAUGUCUCGGUCUACAAAAGUGACUUUGGUCGUCUUGUGGCCCUGUAAGAAGACAGCCCAAGCAAAGUCAGACACACACGCCGUAUCUCUGUGCACUCUCUAGUGACGUGUGUGAGUUGUGUUAGGGAAAGACCUUCAGCUCGGUGGACGAAGUGACCACUUCCAUGAGGUUCGUGUAAAGCUCAUCAACGUCGGCAUCCUCAUCCAAGUCACCUACUCCCCCCACACAUACACCACAUGGACGGUGUCUGCCAGCGUGACACGCACCACCCAUCUCUCACCAGGUCGAAUGUCCAUAUGCACGGUUUCGACACGGGGCAUCUUGUCAAGGCGGCUCCACAGGAAGGGGCUCGCCCCAUCCCAAAGCGUCCCACUGCCCUGCGUCAGGUCGGCCGCUAGGCGAGAGGACACCGUGCCCACGCUCCUCUCGCCCUCCCCCCUGCUGACCCACUCUGACUGCAGCCCCUCCAGAAAGCACCACACCUUCGACAGCGGCACAACAUUUCUCGCUGCCACGAUCGUUGUCAGGUUGGGCAUAUGUGAGGCCACCUCGAUCGCCCGCUGCUUCUUGUCUUCGGUCGCAAGAACGCCACCAUGCAGGAAGAGGGUGUGGGCGGCGGGGAAUGUGUCGUCACUGAUGGGUGCGGGGUGGGGCUCGUCAUGUCCUUUAUAGGUGACGGUGGUGGCCGUCUUGACGAGAUGGGCCAGCACCUCCUGCACGUGAGGCUCGGUGGUACGGGAAAGGACCUCGAUGUCGAUCCGGCCGCCACCAAAGUCGAUGACGGGCUCGGACAGGGCCGCUGGAUUCGCUAUUGCGUCCCUAAGUGACCACGGAAACACGCACCACAGCACCACUUCGCUGGGCUCUCUGUUUUGCCCCCUUUGUGCCUCACCUCAGUGCCACAGCGCUCCUCAGCCCCUCCACUUCGUGAGCAUCGUCACGAACCGACAAGAUGUUGAGUCGGAGGCUGCGAAGUUGUCGACGAACACGCCUGGCCACCAGCGCCUCACGCAGCCUGUCGGUGUCCUCGGCACGCCCCAAGUCGAGGUGGAGGAUGUGAAGGGAACUGAACGACCUCCCGGCGGGCAGCUCACUCACCGCACUGGCGACCAUCGCAGUGCCAUCAUAACCACUAAUCAGCACCUCCAGCCUCUCGCAGCAGUCGGCCAGCCAUGCCUUCACACAAUUGCCGCUGGGGAACAAUCCAUAGUCGUGGCUGAAUGCCUUGACAUUCGGCGUCUGCCAGUUGCGGCCCACGCGAGCGGCCGCACACUCGUUGGGUAUGUCCUUGACGGUCGUGAGUGCGGGGAGGCGGACGGGAGCGGAGGGGGCUGGCGGCAAAUCAGAUGAGGGCGGAGGGUUGGGGAUGUCAAUGCUGCGAUCGAGACUGACACGCUCGAAGGUCAGCACCUCCAGUGUGCCCUCAUCGUCCGACGACUCGUCACCACCGUCCACUGCUGCUGCAGCACCGCCUCCCUGCUGCCGUCUUUUCUCCUUGUCGGCCGCCAGUGCCGCUCGGCCGGCCGCAUGACCCUCUACGACACUCACCCAGGUGCCCAGGCACCAGUUCGGCGCGUAGUCGGGGUGGCGGAGCUUGACCUGGCGAAUGCGUGAGGCCCUCCCGCCCCACUGGUGUGCCACAGGGAUGGGCAUGGCCUCCCACAUGCGCCUCGAGUGGUCGUCCUCGCAGUUGAUGCUGAUGUGGGUGUGAUUGGUGGCCGAUUGGCGAAAUAGGGCGGGCCCGAGGGCGUGGCGGAUGGGUGUGAGGUGCCAGGGGGGCAGGCACCCGAAGACGAUGGCGAGGGUAUCGCGGAAGAGCUGAUGACGAGCCUAUAGAGUGGCAGACAGACAGCGAGAAGACGCACAGGUGGUAGUUUGAUAUGCGAGACUCAUCGUUUGUGACUCCUACCGGUUUCUCAUCGACGGGCGGAGGCUGGCCGCUGCAGUGGAUCUGACGGUACGGUCGUCUGGUGGCUACGGACACCUGCAGUGCCACAGUGACGUACAGCACACAUACAAAUGUCAAAGUCGUUCAUGGUGAGGAUGUAUUGGUCUGCCCCUCACCUGCUGUGCGUUGGUGUCCUCACUCGCCGCCGCCGCCGCCUCACUGGUCGGUGUGAGUGCCGCCACGGCCGUGGCGAGGCUGGGAUGCCCCUCCUGCAGCUGGGCAGUGGCCAGCCGCACCACAGAUGCCAUCGAGCCCAGCUGAUGACUCAACAGCAAUGCCGAUGGGGAAGCCGCCUACGUGGUGACACACACACGACAGCCGACAAGAGCGAUUCCAAGGGCGUCGGCGUCCGAACUGCUUCUACACGUGGCCACGUGUGUGUCACUUACCUGUGUGGCGAUGUGGUCCUGGUGCUGCUCGACGUGUGACACCUGUGCGAUGAUCUGCAGAAGCCAUCCGGGAAACACACAGCGCGCCGCGCCUGCUUCACUGAUGAAGGCCUUCGUGUGAUGGGUGUGUGAGAGCAUCGUACCUGAUCUAACUGGUCCCGCAGCUGUCCACAGCCCGCCUUCAAAGACUGGGCAUUCGCGACAAGCUGCGCCAAAGACACAUACACAUCGGAGGGAUGAGUUCUGUCCAGGUCCUUCCUGACAUGUGCUGCUCGUCAUUCACCGACCUGCGUCAAAUCCAUGACGAUGUGCUAAACCAACUCACUCGCUGGCUCCCUCGGGCCACUCUCACAUACCAACAGCCGUGAACCCACUGCAGAUGAGCC
Vitrella brassicaformis is the source of this 3250-nucleotide messenger RNA. The record is from the annotation of a GenBank genome assembly. NCBI's taxonomy places the organism in Eukaryota, Vitrellaceae.